Messenger RNA from Thlaspi arvense, 567 nucleotides. NCBI's taxonomy places the organism in Eukaryota, Viridiplantae, Streptophyta, Magnoliopsida, Brassicales, Brassicaceae. The record is from the annotation of a GenBank genome assembly.
AUGUUGCUCCGUCGUGUAACAACUCUACCCAAAACCCUACAAAACCUCCGGUCAUUCUCUCCGGCGGCGACCGCUUUAGCUAUCGACCAUCCCCUAGAAACCCAAUUAGAUUACCUCCCUGGAUUCCCGCGACCCGAUCCGAAAUACGCAGAGACGAUUUUGGCCGUUCCACGGUCUGAUUCCGGCAAGAGCAUCUCGGCGAAAGAGCGUAAAGCGGGUCGAAUUCAUUUGCACUCUGGAACUGAUGCUCCACUGAAUGUGACAUUCAUAAGAGCUCCUCCUGGUGCUUUGUUGAAGGUUGAUAUCCCUCUUGUGUUCAUAGGAGAUGAUGUUUCUCCUGGAUUAAAGAAAGGAGCAUCUCUGAACACAAUCAAAAGAACGGUGAAGUUCCUGUGUCCAGCAGAGAUAAUCCCACCAUAUAUAGAAGUAGAUCUCAGCCAAUUGGACGUGGGACAAAAGCUAGUGAUGGGAGACCUCAAAGUCCAUCCCGCACUUAAGCUUAUUAAGCCCAAAGACGAACCUAUUGUUAAGAUCGCCGGAGGGAGAGUCACUGACCCAAAGAAAUAA